CUGCGCAGGCGCAGGCCCCAGGAGCCGCGUCGCAGCGGAACUGCUGAGAUUCAGGCCGAGGGUGCGCGCUCAGACGCGGCGGGAGCACCAGGCAAGCGGCGGCUCCUACCUCCCACGCCCCUCCAGGUGCACUCGGCGCCGCCCCCCUGCACCUGGCCGCGUUGCCCAGGCACUCAGGCCUGUGUCAGAAAAAGAGGGAGGGAGCUGCCCUGGAAAGCGGAAACGUAAGCCCCCCUGCGGAUCCUCAGACAGCUCUGGGGAGGGGUCCCGGGGGAAGGUCACUGCAUCCAGCGGGCCAGCAGGCAGCUAGGGCCCCCGAGCCCCAAGCCCCACUCCAGCCUUGCCACAUUCGCAGGAACCGGGACACUAAGCGCUGCGGGUGGCUUUCCAGGGUGGCAUUGACGCCGUGCGCUGCAGCCCACCCCAUCUCAGGCUCCCUCCUGCCCCAAGAUCAGCGCCCAGGGGGCGGCACCAUGGCCAUGAGCCUUCUGCAAGACUGGUGCCGGGGCCUGGACGUGGACGCGCACAGGGCCCUGCUGGUCACCGGCAUCCCGGAGGGCCUGGAGCAGGAGCACGUCGAAGCCGCCCUGCAGCCCUCCCUCCUGCCCCUGGGCACGUUCAGGCUGCGACACAUGAAGGCCUUGACGAACGAGAAGGCCCAGGCCGCCCUGGUGGAGUUUGUGGAGGACGUCAAUCACGCUGCCAUUCCCAAGGAGAUCCCCGGCAAGGAUGGGGUCUGGAGGGUUCUGUGGAAGGACUGUGCGCAGGACACGAGGGUCCUCAGGCAGAUGAGACGCCUGCUGCUGGAUGACGGGCCCACUCAGGCCGCAGUGGCUGUGACCCCGGGGGAGGCGCCCACCCUUCCCGCUUCGGAGAUCCAGGCCCAGGAUUCUGGGGAGGGGACAGGGCAGGCUGGCUCGCCUCUUGGGGCAGCCAAGAACGCAAGGAGAGGCCGGCGGGGUCGCAGAAACAGAACCAGACGCAACAGGUUGACUCAGAAGGGCAAGAAGAGAAGCCGAGGAGGGCGACCAUCCGCUUCCGCAAGGAGUGAGGCCGAGGACUCUUCCGAUGAGAGCCUGGGCAUCGUGAUCGAGGAGAUCGACAAGGGCGACCUGAGCGGAGACGAGGACCAGAGCGCGCUCUACGCCACGCUCCAGGCGGCCGCCAGGGAGCUGGUUAGGCAGUGGGCGCCCUGCAGCUCCGCGGGGGAAGAAGACGGUCCCCGCGAGUUUUUGGCUCUGGUCACUGUCACCGAUAAAGCCAAGAAAGAAGAGGCAGAGAAGGAGCCAGCUGGGGCCGAAUCCAUCCCCUUGAACACCAAAGAAGGCAAAAACUGCGUCCCAGACUUAGUGGCCCUGCUGGCUGUGAGGGACACCCCGGAGGAGGAGCCAGUGGACAGCGACGCUUCGGAGAGCGACUCGCAGGAAAGUGAGGACCAAGAAGCAGAGGGGUUGGACAAUCCUGAGUUCGUGGCCAUUGUGGCCUAUACCGACCCGUCGGACCCCUGGGCCCGGGAGGAGAUGUUGAAAAUCGCUUCUGUGAUCGAGUCGCUGGGCUGGAGCGACGAGAAAGACAAGCAAGACGCGCUCCAACAGGUCCUGUCCGUCAUGUCCAAGGACACUUGCGGGACCCGCGUGAAGGUGGAGGAGGCGGGCCGCGAGGUGGACGCCGUGGUCCUGCGCAAGGCCGGCGACGGCGGGGACCUCCGAGAGUGCAUUUCCACCUUGGCGCAGCUGGAUCUCCCUCCCCAGGUGAAGAAGGCUGGGCGUGGCCUCUUCGGGGGCUGGGGCGAGGACGGUGAGGAUGAGGGGGGCCUUCUGGAGCUGGUGGCGCUCCUGGCUGCGCAGGAUAUGGCGGAGGUGAUGAAGGAGGAAAAAGAGAACGCCUGGGAAGGCGGGAAGUACAAAUACCCCAAAGGCAAACUUGGGGAGGUAUUGGCGCUCCUGGCCGCCCGGGAGAACCUGGGGUCCAACGAGGGGUCGUUGGAGGCUUCGGACGAACAGUCCGAGGAGGAGUCGGAGGACACGGAGAGCGAGGCGUCGGAGCCCGAGGACAGGGCAUCCACGAAGCCCCGGGCCAAGAGGGCACGCACGGCCCCCCGGGGCCUGACUCCGGCCGGCGCGCCCCCCACCGCGUCCGGGGCCCGCAAAACGCGAGCGGGCGGCAGAGGCCGAGGCCGGGGCGUCAGUCCCGAGAAGAAAGCCGGGAGCCGGGGCUCGGCUCUGGACGACGCCGCGGGAAGCAGGAAGAAAAAGGGGAGCGCGGGCGCCGGUGCCCACGUCAAGGCCGGCGAGUCCAAGGGCCAGGCUUCCACUGGCUCCAAGGCCGCGCGCGGGAAGAAGGCCCGUCGGGGCCGUAGGCUGCCCCCCAAAUGCCGCUAGCGGCCCCCCAGGCUGUGAGCCGGCCCCGCAGG
Molecule: messenger RNA, 2413 nt
Organism: Saimiri boliviensis boliviensis (Bolivian squirrel monkey)
Lineage: Eukaryota; Metazoa; Chordata; Mammalia; Primates; Cebidae
Gene: PNMA8B
Product: PNMA family member 8B
Source: RefSeq, a predicted model, not a curated record